This is a messenger RNA of Colletotrichum karsti, 1590 nucleotides long. RefSeq lists its product as uncharacterized. The transcript has 3 exons. Lineage: Eukaryota; Fungi; Ascomycota; Sordariomycetes; Glomerellales; Glomerellaceae. The record is from RefSeq and is a predicted model, not a curated record.
CUGGAUUCCAGCGUCCUAUUCCUCCUCGUGCUCAUCCUCUUCAACUCGGUCCUCUCCUCCUUCGGGAGCUCUCGUAGCCUCGAUGCCUUUCAUCGGACACAAAAGAUCACCAACAGUGUCGCCCAACAUGCCUUGGCUGUCGAGGUCAUCGUCUUACCAAUCAUCACCCUCUACAUCGCCUCGUCUCUCACAAUCCAACAGAAGCUCUCCGAGAACUUCACCACGAUCGAGCUUGUGUGGACCGAUAAAAAAUUACGGGCCAAGCCGACUUUCCAACUACUUCACGAUGAUCUGCGGGAGAUGUGGCGGAUGAUGCCGGGACUGAUCGCAUCGUUGAGGACACACAUCGCCAACCACCGGGCACACUUGUCCAGGAGUCACCUGAAGGACAUUAUUGUUCAGCUCAGCUUGGCCAUGAUCGAAGUCGGAAUGAUCACACUUGCCAUUCCUCUCUUCGUCAUACUGCCCGGCAUUCUAUUCGCAGCGUGGUUGGGAUUCUCGAUGAGCAUGGUUCUGGGACUCAGCUGGUUGAUGAAUGGAAACGACAUCAUUGUCAACUGCGACGAGUUCGGUAACAGCACUCCUGAAGCUGAGGAGGAUGAGGAAAAAUGGAUCUUUAUCGGCGGCAUGGGAACAAGUGCUACUCACUUAACACAAUGUACUAUCCCUCGGCUUGCACGCCUCUUCGGAAAGUCCUUCUGUGGUAUUCAAAUGGCCACAUACGGACUCCCCUUCGACAUGCUCCUCCUCGCUAUCCAACGCUGCUUCCCUUUCGAAACCCAAGCCUCAAGAGCCCUCUACGCCGAAGUCCGCACCGCUCUCCUCGACGCCGCCGUGGUCCGAGUGGCUGUUCUCGCCCAUAACAAUGGAACUCUGCCAAUGUCCCACGUCCUCGCGCGCCUUUGCGCCGAUAUCCCGGCCGAGAAGCUUAACAAGCUUGAAAUUUAUACCUUUGGUGCUGCGGCGUCUGAGUUCGUCGUGCCUCUCGGCGAGAGCCGCAGAUCUCGCUUCGACGAGGCCGUCGUCGACGAGCGCGGCCCACACAUCGAACACUUCGCUUACGCCAACGACCCCUUUGCCCAGAUGGGCGUUCUCCGUGCCGUGAACAAGAAGUUUGAUGGCCGCUUCUGUGGAGGCGUUUACAUCAUCCACAACCAGAUCCCCCAACCCUCGGGCCACUGGAUUCCCGACCAACGACCGGUCAUGUUGCUGACAGACUACCUCUCUGCUCUGUUCCCUGACCCGUCGUCCCCCUCGGCACCCAGCAGUCUGCUGGACUACGUUAUGAUCAUCGACCGCGACAUUGCCGAGCGUCGCGAGCUCGCUGCUAUGGCGAACCACGCCCAGACUAAACGAACCCGUAAGGAUAACCGCCGCCUCAGCUGGACCGGACUUGGAGCGACGGUCGGCGGGAAGAUUGGUAUGAUGGAUGGUGUCAUCGGCCUCGAGAUGGCACGGAGAGGAUGCCGUGAGUGUGAUGGCCAUCGCGGACGCGAGAUCAGCUGGUUGAACAGGUAUGUUCAGACCGGCUGGGUCGUGGAAAAGAAUCCGCAAGUCGUCGACGCUAUGGGUAUCGGAGGAUACCAAUAA